Molecule: messenger RNA, 561 nt
Organism: Tremella mesenterica DSM 1558
Lineage: Eukaryota; Fungi; Basidiomycota; Tremellomycetes; Tremellales; Tremellaceae
Exons: 2
Coding region: 1-561 (186 amino acids)
Source: RefSeq, a predicted model, not a curated record
AUGUACUCUGCUGCUCUCCUUUUUUUACUCGCCCCUCUUGCGAUGGCCAUUCAGAUCACCUCGCCCGCCACCAGUGAUAUGUGGUCGUCUAGCUCGUCUUCGCAAACUGUGGUCUGGCAAGCGGUCUCUACCGAUCCUGACAGCUUCGAAAUCCAGCUGGUCAAUCAGCAAGGAUUUCUGAACAACUCACCCGUCACUCUUGUUUCAAACCAGGCAACCGGCAGCCCCAACGUCCAGAACUCGGCUACUAUCACCUAUCCCUCUGGCACUUGGCCUUCAGGUCGAGGCUUCCAGAUCAAUUUCGUCUCCACGUCAUCGACCACCACGACUCCGGCCAUCUUGGCCCAGUCUGGUCAGUUCAACAUCACCGAUAACGGAUCCGCUUCGACCUCUUCGACGUCUAGCUCAAGCAGCUCUCUUACUUUGCCUACCACUCUCAGCCAUUCGUCUACCAGCACCGCGUCGGCUACCGUGACUGGUUCUGCUUCCGGUACCAGCAACGGUGACGCUUCAGGUGGCAUUCCCAACUCUGUAAGUUAUCUUGGCUUUGGUGAGCUUUGA